Phyllostomus hastatus (greater spear-nosed bat) is the source of this 822-nucleotide messenger RNA. RefSeq names its product HLA class II histocompatibility antigen, DP beta 1 chain-like. The record is from RefSeq and is a predicted model, not a curated record. Gene Ontology annotation, cellular component: membrane; MHC class II protein complex. Gene Ontology annotation, biological process: peptide antigen assembly with MHC class II protein complex; positive regulation of T cell activation; immune response. NCBI's taxonomy places the organism in Eukaryota, Metazoa, Chordata, Mammalia, Chiroptera, Phyllostomidae. Gene Ontology annotation, molecular function: MHC class II protein complex binding.
AUGGUGGUCCCGCAGGUCCCUGGGGGACCCUGGAUGGCAGCUCUGAUGAUGUCCUUGGUGAUGCUGAGCUCCCCUUUGGCUCAGGGCAGAGACUCCCCAGGACGUUAUGUUCACCAGAGGAGGAGCGACUGCUGUGCGUUCAAUGGGAUGCACUGCUUCUCAGAGCGACACAUUUACAACAGAGAUGUGUGCAUCCAGUUUGACAGAGCCGUGGGGGUGUCUGUGGCUGUGACUGAGCUCGGGCGCACAACUGCCAGGAAUUGGAACCUCCGGGAGUUCCUGGAGCUGAGGAAGAGCGCCGUGGACACAGUGUGCAGACACAACUUCGAGCUGGACGAGGGUUUCACCCUGACGUGCAGAGUCCAGUCUAAAGUGAAUGUGUCCCCCUCUAAGAAGGCGCCCCUACAGCACCCCAACCUGCUUGUCUGCCACGUGAUGGAUUUCUAUCCUGGGAUCAUUCAAGUCCACUGGUUCCUAAAUGGACAGGAGGAAACAGCUGGGGUUGUGACCACCAACCCGAUCCAUAAUGGAGACUGGACCUUCCAGAUCCUGGUGAUGCUGGAGAUGACCCCACAGAGGGGAGACGUCUACACCUGCCUAGUGGAGCACACCAGCUUGGACAGACGUGUCACUGUGCAGUGGAGGGCUCAGUCAGAUUCUGCCCGGAGCAAGAUGCUGACGGGAAUCGGGGGCUCAGUGCUGGGGCUCAUCACCUUCAUGGUGAGUUUCAUUCUCCAUGUCAGAGGCCGGCAAGCCUCGGAACAAGCGUUCCUGGUCCUUCUGCUGCCCAGCAACCUCCUACCUCCAAAAAGGGCAUUAUGA